Messenger RNA from Symbiodinium sp. CCMP2456, 4103 nucleotides. Lineage: Eukaryota; Dinophyceae; Suessiales; Symbiodiniaceae. The record is from the annotation of a GenBank genome assembly.
GCGUAUUAGAAAAGAAAAUUCUUUUGGUUGAUGCCGACCCGCAAGCCAACUCCACUUCUGCCCUGGGUUUUGACCCCGACAACAUCACUUUAGGCACCUACCAGGUUAUUGAGCAUGAAAGCAAGAUAGACCUGGUAGCGGUAGAGAUUGAAUUGGUUGACAAGGAUCGAAGGGAGCAAAUGUUGCGCCUGGCGCUGGAUGAAGUUAAGGAUCAAUACGACUAUAUAUUUAUUGACUGCGCGCCCUCCCUGGGCCUCAUUACGCUGAAUGCCCUCACCGCGGCCGAUAGCGUAAUUAUUCCUAUUCAAUGCGAAUACUUUGCCCUGGAAGGCUUGGGCAAACUACUCAACACCAUUAAGAGUGUACAAAAUAUUCACAACCACGACUUAGACAUUGAAGGGCUUUUACUCACCAUGUACGACUCGCGCCUGCGGCUGAGCAACCAGGUGGUUGAAGAGGUGAAAACCCAUUUCUCUAAAAUGGUUUUCAAUACGAUCAUUCAGCGGAAUGUACGCCUCAGCGAAGCGCCCAGUUAUGGCGAGUCAAUUAUCAUGUACGAUGCUUCGAGCAAUGGCGCUGAGAAUUAUUUAAAUUUGGCGCGCGAAUUUUUAGAGAAAAACGAGGAGCAGCUGGAAGGCCUGGCCGCCUUGCUCAAAGACGAGGGCGGAGUAAAAUCAGCAAGCGAUGACAAGGCCAACGAAAUUGUAGGCAGUAUUGCCGAAAUUGAAAUCAGCCGCAUUGCAGUUAACCCCGACCAGCCGCGCAGCCUUUUUGAUAAAGAAGCCCUGGAAGAGCUGGCAAGCUCCAUUCGCGAGUUGGGCAUUAUCCAACCCAUCACCGUGCGUGCUCUUUCCGAUGGCAAAUUUCAGAUAAUCAGUGGCGAAAGGCGUUUUAGAGCCGCCAAACUGGCCGGCUUACAGAGCGUUCCGGCCUACAUUCGCCUGGCUGAUGACCAAACCAUGCUGGAAAUGGCAUUGGUGGAAAAUAUUCAGCGCGAAGAACUGGAUGCCAUUGAAAUAGCCCUGAGCUAUCAGCGCCUUAUUGAAGAAUGCGAGCUUACCCAGGAAGCCAUGAGCGAGCGCGUGGGCAAAAAGCGAUCAACCAUCACCAAUUACCUGCGCUUGCUAAAACUCAGUCCGCUUAUUCAGGCCGGCUUGCGCGACAAAAUGAUUACCAUGGGCCACGCCCGCGCAUUGGUGAACGUUGAUGACGAAGAGGUGCAAAUGGAAUUGUACCACGAUGCCAUUGCCAAAGAAUGGAGCGUGCGCCAGGUGGAAGAUGCCGUGAGGAAAGCCAAAGAAGGUUCCAAAAAGAAAAGCAGCAGCAGCAAAACUGAGCUUCCCAAAGAAUUUGAAGACCUGAAAAGCGAUUUGGCAGAUUAUUUGAAUGCCGAUGUAGACCUGAAGCGCAGCAAGCGUGGAAAAGGCCGGCUGGUAAUUCCCUUUAAUAACGCUAUAACACCGCGGUAUUUAACAUUUCUCAUCCCUCUGGCGCUCCUUUUUUCGGGCGUUGAUCUGUACGGCCAGUUGAAUACCAGCGGCAGCACAGACACCGUGCAAUUGACAGACGCCCAGGAGGUUGAAGGAAUUGACACCAGUUAUGAGCAUUCGGUAGCGCGGGCCACUUGGUUGUCAACCGCUUUUCCCGGGGCCGGUCAGUUUUACAACAAGAAAUACUGGAAAAUGCCCAUCGUGUACGCGGGCCUGGGCACCACCAUUUACUUUGCCUUUGAAAACCACAAAACCUAUCGCCUGUAUCUCAACGCUUUUUACCAGCGUAUUGACAGCACCCAAACCGAUCAGUUUGUAAACAUUUACUCUGAGGCCAAUUUAAUACAGCUUCAAAACGUUUACAGAAAGUGGCGCGAUUUGUCUAUAAUUAUUGGCGCGGCCGUUUAUGCGCUGCAAAUUAUUGAUGCCCACGUUGAUGCGCACCUGUAUUAUUACAAUGUUGAUGAUAAUCUUACCUUGCGCUUAGUAGCCAUAGAAUUCAGCAGGCCGGAGGGCGCGUUCAGCAAUAUAAUUUGCUGCAUUAAAAAUAAAAUUCCGGUUGUGAUUGGCACCACGGGCUGGCUGCAACACUACAACGAAGCGGCUCAGCUCUGUGAAAAAGAAGGCAGCGCCAUGCUUUUUGCUUCCAAUUUUAGCCUGGGCGUAAACUUGUUCUUUGCCCUCAAUCGGCAGUUGGCCCAAUUGAUGAAAGACUACGAGGCCUACGAUGUUUCCAUGGAGGAAAUACAUCACACCGAAAAGAAAGACGCCCCCAGUGGAACCGCCAUAACCCUGGCCGAGCAGAUAGAAGAAGUACAUCCGCGCAAGCAAGGGUGGACCCUGGAAAAGCAGCACGGACCUGAGCAAAUUCAUAUUGAAGCCAAGCGCAUACCCGAUGUGCCGGGCACGCACAGCAUUACCUACCGAUCAGAAAUUGACGAUAUAGAAAUAAAACACACCGCCCAUAGCCGCAAAGGGUUUGCCCUGGGCGCGGUGCUGGCAGCCGAGUUUUUACACGAUAAAAAAGCACUAACCUACCUGGCCUUUAUACUUAUUUACUUUUUCAUUUUUGGCCUGCUGGCCAUUCCCUACCUCACCAAUGCCGGGCGUAAAACCUGGGAAGCAUUGGUUCCGGGCUACAACAUUUACGUUAUGACCCGCAUUAUAGAGCGGCCCUGGUGGUGGGUUAUUCUCACCGCCCUGCCCGUGGUGGGCAACGUAAUGGUAAUUGUUAUCAUGUACGAGCUCAUGCACGUGUACCGCUUUGGCAAGUUUCUCAACAUUUUAAUUGCUGCCCUAACCGCGGGCUUGUAUUUCGCCUACCUGGGCUGGACGCAAGACAUGAAGUUUCAGGGCUGCGACAUCAAAGAAAUUAGAAGGCACAUCAGCGAACUGGCGGCCGCUAUAAUUUUUGCCGUAGUGGCGGCAACGGCCAUUCGGGCCUUUACUUUUGAGGCCUUUACCAUACCUACGCCCUCUAUGGAGAAAUCAUUAAUGGUGGGCGAUUUUCUAUUUGUGAGUAAGGCCCACUACGGGGUAAGGCUGCCCAUCACCCCGCUUUCUGUGCCCCUGGUGCACAAUCAUUUACCGGGGUCAAGCACCCUAAACUCCUAUUCAGAACUGAUUACCCUCCCCUAUUUGCGAUUGCCGGCCUUUACCGACAUUGAACGCAACGACCCGAUUGUGUUUAAUUACCCGGCCGAGGAUAUUCGCGGCACACCCUUUGGCAUGGAGGGCGAAGUUCGGCCCAUUGACAAAAGAGAACACUACGUAAAACGCGUGAUUGGCAUGCCGGGCGAUACUUUGCGUAUUAAUGACGGGGAAGUGCUCAUAAACGGGCAGGAAAAUGAAUUGCCACCGCGGGCGAUAAAACAGCGCAGCUAUUUUGUAAACGCCAACCAAGGCACCUUUAACCUUCAAAAGUUUAAAGAUGAGUUUGAUAUUGACCAGGAACUGGCAAUAAAAGGCGGGCAGGAAAACCAGCAAAACGGUUCCUAUACCUACUGGUUAGACCUGACGGAUGAAACCGCAGCGGCCCUAAAAGACUAUCCCGGAGUAAACCUGGUGCAGCCCUAUAUCUUCCCCACCGAACAGGGCAAUCCGGUUUUCCCCAACCCGCACAGUCGCCCGGACCUUUACCCCUGGAGCCGCGAUAAUUACGGCCCACUCUACAUUCCCCGUAAGGGUGAAACCAUUGCCCUAAACGCUGAUAAUUACUACAAGUACCAGCGGGUAAUUGCCAUGUACGAGGGCAAUGAGAGCUUUGAGUACAGCAAUAAAAAGUUUUUCCUGAACGGGGAAGAAAUUACCGAAUACACCUUUAAGCAGGACUAUUAUUUUAUGAUGGGCGACAACCGCCACAGUUCUGACGACAGCCGUUUUUGGGGCUUUGUGCCUCACGAUCACAUUGUGGGCAAACCGGUUUUUAUUUGGAUGAGCUACGACAAAUACGGCCAGGGGCUGGAUAAAAUCCGUUGGGAACGGGUAUUCACCACCGUAAGUGGCGAGGGCGAACGCAAAAGCUAUUUCUGGUAUUUUGCCGGGUUGGUAAUUGUGAUAACCGCCUUUAAUCGGUACCGGAAAAAGCAGAAAAAGGCCAAAGCUUCCGCUUGA